Messenger RNA from Chiloscyllium plagiosum (whitespotted bambooshark), 1440 nucleotides. Lineage: Eukaryota; Metazoa; Chordata; Chondrichthyes; Orectolobiformes; Hemiscylliidae. The record is from RefSeq and is a predicted model, not a curated record.
CUUUGAGGUUAUGGAUCCCCUUCGGUGUCACCUACGCCUUUAAUAUUUCGCUGCCAAGUGGUUGUGUGACACUGGGAGGAGCACAUAGCGGCUGGGAAAGGGAGGGAGUCGCUCUUUCCCUUCUCUCUGUGUGAAUCCCUAGUCUGUUUGUGCUGUCUCUGCUGUCCCCCCUGUCUUCCGACCUGUGCACACCGCGUCACUCUCCUGCUCCUCAGUUUGGUGCUGGUGGGAAAUAUCUUUUGCACAUUUUACAAAAUUAAAGCGAAAUCAUAUUUUGUUUUUGCAACGAUGAGCGGCGGGGUGUAUGGAGGAGAUGAGGUGGGAGCUCUUGUGUUUGACAUCGGCUCAUACACUGUGAGAGCUGGCUACGCUGGAGAGGACUGCCCCAAGGCGGACUUCCCGACCACCGUGGGACUCAUUAACCAUGAUGAGGCGGCUAUGGAGAUCGAUGGAGAGAAGGACGCUAAGUCGGGGAAGACAUACUACAUUGACACUAACUCCCUGCACGUGCCCAGGGAGGGUGUGGAGGUUAUCUCUCCUCUGAAGAAUGCAAUGAUCGAGGACUGGGAUUGCUUCCAGGCAAUUCUGGAUCACACCUACACCAAGCACAUCAAGUCGGAGCCAAACCUGCACCCUGUCCUCAUGUCGGAAGCACCGUGGAACACCCGGGCCAAGCGAGAGAAGCUGACCGAGCUGAUGUUUGAGCACUACAACAUCCCCGCCUUCUUCCUCUGCAAGACCGCGGUGCUCACUGCCUUCGCUAACGGGCGAUCCACAGGCCUGGUCCUCGAUAGCGGUGCAACCCACACGACUGCUAUCCCCGUGCACGACGGCUACGUCCUGCAGCAAGGCAUUGUCAAGUCUCCCCUGGCUGGUGAUUUCAUCUCGAUGCAGUGCCGGGAGCUGUUCCAGGAAAUGAACAUGGAAAUCACUCCGCCUUACACAAUCGCCUCGAAGGAGCCCGUUCGGGAAGGUGCGUCACCGAAUUGGAAGAGAAAGGAGAAGAUCUGCUACGUCACCAAAUCCUGGCACAAUUACAUGUGCAACGAAGUAAUCCAGGAUUUCCAAGCUUCUGUUCUGCAAGUUUCUGACUCACCGUACGACGAACAGGUCGCUGCUCAAAUGCCCACCAUCCAUUACGAGAUGCCCAAUGGCUACAACUGCGACUACGGGGCUGAGAGACUGCGGAUACCUGAGGGCCUAUUUGAUCCCUCCAAUGUCAAGGGCCUGUCGGGGAACACGAUGCUGGGUGUUAGUCACGUCGUCACUACCAGCAUCGGGAUGUGUGACAUCGAUAUUCGGCCGGGCCUGUAUGGCAGUGUGAUUGUCACCGGGGGCAACACCUUGCUUCAAGGCUUCACCGAUCGGCUGAACCGGGAGCUCUCACAGAAAACACCGCCUGUAAGUAGCCUGAUAUGGAGAUUAACUUCGUUUUGUUGA